CCCGCCAUGGCGGACAGUGCGAGCGAGAGCGAUACAGACGCGGCGGGCGGCGGCCCGGCAGCCAUGCAGUCGUCCUGCUCGGCGACCUCGGGCGGCAGCGGCGGGGGCGGCGGCGGGAAGUCGGGGGGCAUUGUCAUCUCGCCGUUCCGCCUGGAGGAGCUCACCAACCGCCUGGCCUCGCUGCAGCAGGAGAACAAGGUGCUGAAGAUCGAGCUGGAGACCUACAAACUCAAGUGCAAGGCGCUGCAGGAGGAGAACCGUGACCUGCGCAAAGCCAGCGUGACCAUCCAAGCCAGGGCUGAGCAGGAGGAAGAAUUCAUCAGUAACACUUUAUUCAAGAAGAUCCAGGCCUUGCAGAAGGAGAAAGAAACCCUCGCCGUGAAUUAUGAGAAAGAAGAGGAAUUUCUCACCAAUGAGCUCUCGCGGAAGCUGAUGCAGCUGCAGCAUGAGAAAGCAGAGCUGGAACAGCAUCUGGAGCAGGAACAGGAGUUUCAGGUCAACAAGCUGAUGAAGAAGAUUAAGAAGCUGGAGAAUGACACCAUCUCCAAGCAGCUCACCUUAGAGCAGUUGAGACGGGAGAAGAUUGACCUGGAAAACACCCUGGAGCAAGAGCAAGAGGCGCUGGUGAAUCGGCUAUGGAAGAGAAUGGAUAAGCUGGAAGCUGAAAAGAGAAUUCUACAGGAGAAAUUAGACCAGCCUGUGUCUGCCCCGCCAUCGCCUAGAGACAUCUCCAUGGAGAUCGAUUCUCCUGAGAACAUGAUGAGGCAUAUCAGGUUUUUAAAGAAUGAAGUGGAGCGGCUGAAGAAGCAGCUUCGAGCAGCCCAGUUACAGCAUUCGGAGAAGAUGGCGCAGUACUUGGAGGAGGAGAGGCACAUGAGGGAAGAGAACCUGAGACUGCAGCGGAAGCUCCAGAGGGAGAUGGAGAGGAGGGAAGCGCUCUGUCGCCAGCUCUCCGAGAGCGAGUCCAGCCUGGAAAUGGAUGACGAAAGGUAUUUUAAUGAGAUGUCUGCACAAGGAUUAAGACCUCGCACUGUGUCCAGCCCAAUCCCUUACACGCCUUCUCCCAGUUCAAGCAGGCCUAUAUCACCCGGUCUUUCAUAUGCAAGUCACACGGUCGGGUUCACCCCGCCAACCUCCCUGACUCGGGCUGGAAUGUCUUACUACAACUCUCCAGGCCUCCACGUCCAGCACAUGGGGGCCUCCCACGGCAUCACAAGGCCGUCCCCACGGAGAAGCAGCAGUCCCGAUAAGUUCAAACGGCCCACGCCGCCUCCGUCUCCCAACACACAGAGCCCAGUCCAGCCGCCUCCGCCGCCGCCCCCGCCCCCCAUGCAGCCCUCGGUCCCCUCGGCAGCCACCUCUUCGCAGCCCGCCCCGUCAUCGCAGCAGCAGCAACAGCAGCAGCAACAACAGCAGCAGCAGCAGCAUUCGGUGCACCCUCCCUCCCAGCCUUAAUGCAUGAGCUUAGUCAGAAUUUCAAGUCGGGACCGGUCUGAUGGAGCCGCCUUCUCAACGCCAAAGGCUUCUUCCCUGGCAUAUUUGGAUCUGAUGUGUUUGCACUGAGGUUGUCUAGCUUCCUUCCUCAUAGUGUUGUGAGUGUCUGUCGGAAACGCAGCCGGUGUUGUGGGUCUGCAACACUAACCAGACGACUUUUUUUUUUCCAUCGGUGUUUUACUUGAAUCUCCGUGUCCGUCAUUCCCUGGCUGGAACAUUGCUAUCUGGUAUUUGGUAAUAAGAAGCAAUGUGCAAGCCCUGCCCCCUCCCCCGGCCCCAGGGCUUCUUUUCUUGGCUUUUAGGUUUGCAAAAUAGGAAGGGAAAUGUUUUUUUUUUG
Peromyscus eremicus (cactus mouse) is the source of this 1831-nucleotide messenger RNA. RefSeq names its product coiled-coil domain containing 6 (gene Ccdc6). The transcript has 9 exons. The record is from RefSeq and is a predicted model, not a curated record. The coding region runs from base 7 to 1455 and encodes 482 amino acids. NCBI's taxonomy places the organism in Eukaryota, Metazoa, Chordata, Mammalia, Rodentia, Cricetidae.